This is a messenger RNA of Exophiala xenobiotica, 1323 nucleotides long. RefSeq lists its product as uncharacterized. Gene Ontology annotation, biological process: biosynthetic process. The record is from RefSeq and is a predicted model, not a curated record. The transcript is spliced from 3 exons. Gene Ontology annotation, cellular component: cytoplasm. Lineage: Eukaryota; Fungi; Ascomycota; Eurotiomycetes; Chaetothyriales; Herpotrichiellaceae. The coding region runs from base 1 to 1323 and encodes 440 amino acids. Gene Ontology annotation, molecular function: transferase activity.
AUGCUGAAAGUUCCAUCACGCAACAAGGCCACUGGGUCCAAUGCGGUGACCAAAGCCGUCAUUCUGGUUGGAGGUCCAUCUAGAGGAACUCGUUUCAGACCAUUGAGCUUGGAUGUCCCAAAACCUCUGUUCGAUGUCGCCGGCCACCCCAUUAUUUGGCACUGCCUGAAAGCCGUCUCCAAAGUCCCAGACAUCAAGGAGGUCAUCCUCAUCGGUUACUACGACGAGAGUGUCUUCCGCGACUUCAUCAAAGAUUCUUCGAAAGAAUUCUCUCACAUCAAGAUCCAGUAUCUCCGCGAGUACCAGGCUCUUGGCACCGCUGGAGGUCUCUACCACUUCCGUGAUGCUAUUCUUAAAGGGAAGCCAGAUCGGUUCUUUGUGCUCAACUCGGAUGUCUGCUGCUCAUUCCCUCUUGAUGCCAUGCUCCGCCUUUUCGAAGAGAAGGAUGCUGAGGCCGUUAUUCUUGGCACGCGGGUCGGCAACGAUGCUGCUACAAACUUCGGUUGCAUCGUCUCCGACGCUCACACCAAACGUGUACUUCACUAUGUCGAGAAGCCGGAAAGUCACAUCUCCAACCUGAUCAAUUGUGGUGUCUACCUCUUUGCCACCGAAUGCAUCUUCCCAUCCAUCAGAACCGCCAUUAAGCGCAAGACCGAGCGACCGAGAAUGAUCUCGUACCCUUCGUCUGAGAACAUGGAGUCCUCCUUCAUUGCCGAUCCAGAAGAGGAUGGCGAGAGGAACGAGGUUCUUCGUCUUGAGCAGGACAUCUUGUCUGAUCUUGCUGACAGCAACCGCUUCUUCGUCCACGAGACCAAAGACUUUUGGCGUCAAAUCAAAACCGCUGGAUCCGCUGUCCCAGCCAACGCACUCUAUCUCGCGAAAGCUUUCCAAUCUCAAGCGGAAGAAAUUGCAAUGCCAUCUGCCAACAUUGUGCCUCCUGUCUUCAUCCACCCUACUGCCACUGUCGACCCUACCGCCAAAUUGGGACCUAACGUUUCCGUUGGCCCGAAAGCUGUUAUUGGAGCAGGCGCCCGUGUUAAGGAAGCGAUUGUGCUUGAGGAGGCAGAGAUCAAGCACGAUGCGUGUGUUCUGUAUGCCAUCAUCGGCUGGAACAGUCGCGUCGGAGCAUGGGCUAGAGUCGAAGGCACUCCGACUCCAGUCAGCAGUCACACUACCAGCAUCAUCAAGAAUGGUGUCAAGGUCCAAGCCAUCACUAUCCUGGGCAAGGAGUGUAAGGUAGGCGAUGAAGUCCGAGUUCAGAACUGCAUCUGCUUGCCAUACAAGGAGUUGAAACGUGAUGUGUCCAACGAAGUAAUCAUGUGA